Messenger RNA from Cuscuta campestris, 4775 nucleotides. The record is from the annotation of a GenBank genome assembly. Lineage: Eukaryota; Viridiplantae; Streptophyta; Magnoliopsida; Solanales; Convolvulaceae.
AUUCAUUCUCUCUAAACUCCCUUGUAAAAGCACCCGUGUAUUCUCCGUUAUAAUUGAGUUACAGGUGUUCCACCUAAAAUCCUACCGGUCAAUCUACGAGUUUUUACCUCUCUUACUUUGCCAAAUCAAGCAAGCUAUUCUAGACCCGGUCUAGUAUAGUCUGACCGGUCAAGUAAUUUACACCAUCAUUUUUGGCGCCGACCGUGGGACCGUUAAGGUUUCUUCUCCUAAACACAAACCUACCCACCAAAGCACCACUCGAAAUGUCUUCCAGCCAACAAAUCAACGCUACUUCCGCACAGGUGCAAGCCACCAAUGAGGGCGCCAGCAUCCCUGUGGCUGCUACCAUACCGGUCAUUUCAGCCCCGGUGUUGCCUCUAGGCCUGAGCUCUGUCCCGACGGCCAGCGUGAUCAGUCCCUUUGCGACCCCCGUCCCUUCCGCUGGACCGAGGGUCACGUUCCCACCAAGCAUGACUCAGUUCAUGAACGACCCAGCCAACCUGCAAGCCAUCCAGGGCUUUGGCCAGGUUAUGGCCAUGUGCCAGCAGAACGGGGGGAUGCCUUUCUUCCCUGGUAUGUUCCCAUUCGUCCUUCCAGGCGCGGGGACCAUGCCCCUACAAGCUCCAAUGGCGGUGACGUCAUUCCAGACGCCGAUGCCGCGGCCAUCACCUUUCCAGCCCCAGCUGGUCAGCACCAUGGCCCCUGUCAACUUGACCGGCACACUUAACGCCGCAGGGCCGUCGCGUCCCCCGCAAGCUACGGAUCCGCAGAUCACUCCUGAUGGUCAUUGCGUCUCAAUUGAGAGCGAUGACGGCGAGUGGGACAUCCCGAGGGCCCACAAGAAGAAGAAAGGAAAAAACAUCUGGCCAGCGACCUCCCGAAACUCCGCCUUCGAAAGGCUGGGGGAUAGGGAGGAAGGCCAGAGGAAGUCAGCCAAGCAGAGGCUGGGGCAGAGCGUUGCCCAUGUCAGCGCAUUCGCCCGGCUAGGCGAGGUGCGGGAGGCCGAGCCUGCCCGCACCCGGCGCUCCCGGUCUAACCGGCAGGAGCCAGCGAGGACGAGGGCCUCCCACCAGGAAGGGGAGGCAGAGAGCCAACCUAGGUUACCGGUGGCGAACCGGUUAACCAUCCCAAACGACCGCGUCCAGCAGAUGGAGGCAAAGCUGGAAAAGCUGGAAAAGAAGGUCGGAGAGAAGAAUGACCGGGACAAACCCCUGGCAGGGUCCCCGUUCACCGCAAGGGUCCAUCUGACACCUUUCCCGCGAAAGGUCAAGAUCGACGCCCCCAGAUUCACCGGGAAGGAAGAUCCGGAAAUCCAUCUGGACUCCUUCAACCAGAGUGCGACCAUGAACGGGUCCCCGUUCACCGCAAGGGUCCAUCUGACACCUUUCCCGCGAAAGGUCAAGAUCGACGCCCCCAGAUUCACCGGGAAGGAAGAUCCGGAAAUCCAUCUGGACUCCUUCAACCAGAGUGCGACCAUGAACGGUUGCACCGAUGAAGAAAAGUGCCUUCUCUUCUUCCAGACCUUGCGGAACCGAGCCACUGAAUGGUUCAAUAAGCUUCGCCCGGGAAGCAUUGAUUCAUUCAGUGAUUUGGCCUCAAAAUUCAAGGCCAAGUUCCAGGAGAAUUGUACUAAGAGGAAGAAAUUCACCUAUCUUAGUACAGCCGGGCAAAGGGAGUCUGAGAACCUUACUCAGUUCCUUACCCGGUGGAAGGAAGAGGUGGACAAGGUGGAAGAGAUGGAUGACAAGACCGUCCUCUCCCUCCUCUGGAAUGGCUUGCGUGCUGGGGAACUAUACAAGGAGUUCUGCCGGAAACCCCCAGCCACGUACCAAGAGGCCUACCAUACUGCAUGGGAGUUUGCUGAAGCCGAAACCCAGCUCCGGGCAAAGAGAGAAGCUGAGCAUGGUCACAAGCCCAAGCCGGUGCAAGUCAAGAAGGAAGAAGCACCGGGACCUAGCCGGUCGAGACACCACUAUGACCCGGUCAUCCGAGUGGUCAGUACGGAGGAAUGCCAAGAAGUCCGGAAAGCACCGGUCAUUCCUCUAGAAAACCCUACCGGUCAAGUAGGGCGGCAGUGGUCGGGCACCUAUUGUUCAUACCACAGGUCAGAUUCCCAUAACACCUCCGAAUGUAAGAGUGUUAAGGGGGUCAUCCGGCAGAUGAUCGAUAGCGGGGAGCUGGGCAAAGAUUACUUGCAGAAAGCCCAGGAGAAGAGUCAUCAAUGGGUUAGGCCAGCUGCCCCAGGGAAUGACCAGGACAAUGAUCGGCGGAGGAAUAACCGGCCAAGGGAGCGGCAACCUGCCCCCGAAAAAGAACACAUCGGCAUGAUCUUCGGCGGACCCGAGGGCGGAGAUUCAGCCGCGCAGCGGAAGAACUGGGUCCGGAGCAUUUACGUGGGAGAAGUAAGUGCUGAACCGCCCAGGCGUAAACAUACUAGGAGGGAGCCGAUCGUCUUUACUGACCGGGAUCUCCCUCCUACCGGUGAAGAUCACAAUGAUCCAUUGGUCAUCACCAUGGACAUUAAUGGGGUGGAUGUCGCCCGGGUACUUGUUGACACCGGCAGCAGUGUCAACAUCUUAUACCUGGAGACCUUCCAAAAACUCAGGUUGUGUCGAACACAACUUGAACCCCUCAAAACCCCUCUCUCAGGCUUCACGGGGGACACCGUUGAAGCUGAAGGAUCCAUAGUUCUACCGGUCGAACUAGGAUCAGGUGAAAAGACCGUGUGGAAGAAGAUGCGGUUCAUAGUUGUGGACAUCAAAUGCGUCCACAACGCAAUUCUUGGAAGGCCAGGCAUCAAUAAAGUCGGGGCGGUGAUUUCCAUGUCUCAUCUAUGCAUGAAGUUCCACACUCCAGGUGGUGUGGGUGAGGUGAAGGGCGACCAGAGGAACGCCCGGGAGUGCUAUGCCCGGGCAGUCAAGAGAAUGACCAGGGGGGUUAAUGUCAUCUCCCAAGAGAUCACAAAGGGAGAGACCCGGGAGAAACUGGAGCUCGAGGCGGAGACGGUGGAAAUCGAACUUCACCCGGGUGAUUCUUCGAGGAUGGUCAGAAUUGGAGCAAAUCUCCCCGAGGAUCUCAAGGAGCAGAUUACACGGGUUCUCCAAGAAUACGCGGGCAUAUUCGCAUUGAGCGUGGCGGAUAUGCCCGGGAUAGAUCACUCUGUUAUCUGCCACCGGUUGGCCGUGAGGGAGGGAAGUCGACCGGUAUCUCUGAACCACCCGGCUGAUAUGCGAGCCACGUUUGAUAUCAUGGCAAAGUACAACCUCCGGCUGAAUCCUAAGAAAUGCGUCUUCGCGGUUCGUACCGGGAAGUUCUUGGGAUUCAUGGUGACCAAGAGAGGAAUAGAGCCCAACCCAGAGAAAAUCCGGGCUAUCACUGAAAUGCAAGCCCCUACCUCCGUUAGGGAUGUUCAGAAGUUGACCGGUCGUUUAGCGGCCCUCAGCCGAUUCCUUUCCCGGUCAGCUGAGAGAUCCCUGCCCUUCUUCAAAGUUCUGAAGAAGGCCAACGCAUUUGCAUGGGACGAAGAAUGCCGGAGGGCAUUCGAGGAGCUGAAAGAGUACCUAGCGUCGGAUAUUGUAUUGUCUAAACCCGAACCGGGUGAAACUCUGUAUCUGUACCUGGGGAUUUCCCCAAAUGCUGUAAGCUCCGUUUUAAUAAGAGAUGAUGGGGCGCAAAAGCCCAUUUAUUAUGUGAGCAAAGCACUAAACGGGGCCGAGAGUAGAUAUACGGCGAUGGAAAAGACAGCCUACGCGCUUUUCAUCUCCGCAAAAAAGUUAACAUCCUACUUCCAAGCUCACCCGGUAGAAGUCUUAACUGACCAACCGCUGGACCUACCGGUCAACAAGCCCACUGAGCAAUGGUGGGAGAUGGCAGUUGAUGGGGCAUCCGGUCCUAGAGGAUACGGGGGUGGUAUCGUGUUCACCACCCCGGAAGGGUUCAAGAUCUAUCAUGCAAUCGUCUUCAACUUCAAGCUGACAAACAAUGAGGCAGAGUAUGAAGCUUUGGCUGGAGGGCUCAGACUGGCCCAAGCCCUGAAAAUCAGCCGGGUCAAUAUCAAAUCUGACUCUAGCCUGAUAGUUGGGCACGUGACCGGUAACAUGGAAGCAAGGGAAGGACGCAUGGCACAAUACAAGGACCUUGUGCUUGCCCUGUUGAAAGGCUUUGAGGAGUUCAAGAUCGUCCAAAUUCCCCGGGCGGAAAACGCGGAUGCAGACCUUCUCUCCAAGUUGACGCAAUAUGCUCCCGAGCAUGUUUCAAAACUUUCCCGGGUAGAGAUCCUAGACCGUGCAAGUAUUGAAAAAUUGGAAGUCGCCGCUAUAACGGCCGGAAGCCAAUUUGACCGGUCAAACAUGGUCGGGGCGGACGACCAUUGGAUGUAUGAUCUGAUGGAAUAUUUGACGAAUGGGAGCUUGCCGGAACAAUAUGACCGGGCAAGAAAAGUGAAGCUCAGGGCACCCCGAUUCCAAAUUCUUGAUGGAAAGCUGUACAAGAGGGCAUUUGGGGGGCCACUCCUGAGAUGUCUAACCAACCGGGAGGCUGAGCGAGUCAUCGCGGAGGUCCACGAGGGCGUAUGCGCGGCGCAUCAAAUGUCCCGUACGCUUUCCCAACGCAUCAUCUUGUUGGGAUAUUACUGGCCAACAAUUGUACAGGAUUGUGAAAGGUACGUCCAGAAAUGCAGGACGUACAAUUGUCCGGUUGUGGGCCUCGACUCCUUUCAGCUUCUCCUCCAGCUGGAAUGACCGGGGAGGGGAGUCCUCGACAAGCCUCUCCAAGGU